AUGGCGCCGCUGGCUGACGACGAUGAGCCCUUCCUUCCUUUGGCCCCUCCAUCUGUGACGGAGCUGACGGAGGAGGCUGCGGAAGAGCAAGCUGCAUUGAAAGAGGCCGCAGCAGAGGCCGCGGAGCGUGGGGACCUCGAAGAGGCCGUGGAGAAAGCUUCGGCGGCCAUCGCUUUGGGCCGGGGCGCUUGGAUAACUGGAGUGGGCAAUAUCAGCAGUUGA
Molecule: messenger RNA, 222 nt
Organism: Symbiodinium sp. CCMP2456
Lineage: Eukaryota; Dinophyceae; Suessiales; Symbiodiniaceae
Source: the annotation of a GenBank genome assembly